This is a messenger RNA of Candidula unifasciata, 756 nucleotides long. NCBI's taxonomy places the organism in Eukaryota, Metazoa, Mollusca, Gastropoda, Stylommatophora, Geomitridae. The record is from the annotation of a GenBank genome assembly.
AUGUGGCUAUGGCGCUAUGUGGCUAUGGCGCUAUGUGGCUAUGGCGCUAUGUGGCUAUGGCGCUAUGUGGCUAUGGCGCUAUGUGGCUGUCGUUAUGUGUCUAUGGCGCUAUGUGGCUAUGUGGCUGUGUCGUUAUGUGGCUAUGUCGUUAUGUGGCUAUGGCGCUAUGUGUCUAUGGCGCUAUGUGUCUAUGGCGCUAUGUGGCUAUGGCGCUAUGUGGCUAUGUGGCUGUGUCGUUAUGUGGCUAUGGCGCUAUGUGGCUAUGGCGCUAUGUGGCUAUGGCGCUAUGUGGCUAUGGCGCUAUGUGGCUAUGUGGCUGUGUCGUUAUGUGGCUAUGGCGCUAUGUGGCUAUGGCGCUAUGUGGCUAUGGCGCUAUGUGGCUAUGGCGCUAUGUGGCUAUGGCGCUAUGUGGCUAUGUGGCUGUGUCGUUAUGUGGCUAUGUCUUUAUGUGUCUAUGGCGCUAUGUGUCUAUGGCGCUAUGUGGCUAUGGCGCUAUGUGGCUAUGUGGCUGUGUCGUUAUGUGGCUAUGGCGCUAUGUGGCUAUGGCGCUAUGUGGCUAUGGCGCUAUGUGGCUAUGGCGCUAUGUGGCUAUGGCGCUAUGUGGCUAUGGCGCUAUGUGGCUAUGGCGCUAUGUGGCUAUGGCGCUAUGUGGCUAUGGCGUUAUGUGGCUAUGGCGCUAUGUGGCUAUGGCGCUAUGCGGCAAUGUGGCUAUAUGGCUAUACUGCUAUGAGGCUAAGCCGCUAUGUGGUUAUAUGA